Temnothorax curvispinosus is the source of this 3297-nucleotide messenger RNA. RefSeq lists its product as uncharacterized. The annotation marks the transcript as partial. The transcript has a single exon. NCBI's taxonomy places the organism in Eukaryota, Metazoa, Arthropoda, Insecta, Hymenoptera, Formicidae. The record is from RefSeq and is a predicted model, not a curated record.
AUGGAGACGCUGUUAGAAGGUCAGUCUAUGCGGUUCCGAGUCAUCGAACGCGCAUUAGACAACUUCAAAAAGCUGGGCAGAAAGAAUCUGACCGCGGCGAAAAUCCGCAAUCAAAUCCAGACGUUGAAGGAGGACUGGGAAGAGGCGAAGGGUGGACAUCGUGCUCUCCUGGCUGCUGUCCCCGUCGCAGAGCGCCCCGGUUACGAGUACUUCCAGAGCCUGAGGUUCGAAGCCACCCAGGAGAUGUAUCAAACCGCAUCCGAUCACAUGGCCGAGUGCCUUGAAGAACUGGAGCCGUACGUACCCCCGAAUCAAUCAUUUAGUUUCGGACAGCAGUCCCCGGGAUUUUCGUCCGCCUAUUCGAUCUCACAUUUACCGCCGAUGAAACUUCCUCCGUUCGACGGGAAGUAUGAGGAAUGGGAGAGUUUCCGCGAUCGAUUUACGUCUCUUAUUCUUAAUAAUAAAGAUUUAUCGAAUUUUACGCGAAUGCAUUACUUAAUUUCAUGUCUCACAGACCGCGCUCUUGAUUGCGUAAAAGAUAUACGAGUCACCGCCGAUAAUUUCGAUAUCGCGUGGGAAACUCUAAACACGCGUUUCGAAAACAAACGCCGCUUGAUUAACGUGCAUAUGACUGCGUUGCUCAAUUUGCCCGCAGUCGCGAAAGAAUCCGCGAUCGAGCUACAGUCCCUCUCUGACCGCAUUCACACCGCUGUCGCGGCUCUUAACAAGUUAAAUCGUACUCCGGAGGAGCUGUGGAGCGACAUGUUAGUGAGUCUCGGGACGCAGAAACUCGACGCGGUUACAAAAAAGGCAUGGAAUCUCAAAUUCAGCGAGGACCGGAAUCCUCUCUCUUACGAAGCGUUUAAUAAAUUUCUGGAGAAUCGAAUUCGCGCUCUAGAGGAAUGGAAACUCUCCCCUUCGUCCUCCGAUAAAGCGAAAAAUGCAAAUCCGCAUAAAGUCAGUAGCGCGAACGUAUGCGCGAAGGCCGUAUCGCAGUGUUCGCUAUGCAAAGCUAAACAUGCGUUCAGCUCCUGUCCGCAAUUCGCGGGGAAGAGUCCGAGUCAACGACGUGAAAUCGUUCAACGGGAACGACGUUGCUUUAAUUGCCUGAGCCAACAUCACGCCGUCAAGGCAUGCUCGAGCAAAUUCCUCUGCCGCAUGUGUCAGAAACCACAUCAUACGAUGCUUCAUGUUGACUCCGACUCUCCCCCGAAAACCGAGGCAGUAACCCCGGCGACCGACCCACCGAGGGCCGUCGACGCAACAACAAGCGAAGUAAACUCACUGUUAGCGUCUUCACAGACUCCUUCGCGUUCUUAUGUUUUGCUCGCAACGGCUUGGGUCACCGUAAGCUCGCCGCUCGGUAGAUCUGUUAUUGUUCGAGCUCUGCUCGAUCAAGGUUCCGAGAUGAGCUUCAUUACCGAAAAACUCGCGCAGUGUCUCAGGCUGAAACGCGUUCGAAUGCCGACCUCGGUUUCGGCUGUCGGCGGUAUACACGCCGGAACAUAUCAACACGCGGCUCAAGUAAAUCUUUCGCCGAGAAACAAACAGACUCCGGCAUUCUCUACGCACGCGUUAAUCCUGAAAUCGUUAACGUCAUACGCGCCGAAGCGUAUGACAACGGAGCAUACUUUAGAUCACCUAGCAGAUCUCCCAUGGGCUGACCACGACCCCAUGAGCGCAGAUCCCAUCAAUAUAAUAGUCGGUGCAGAUCUCUACGGCGUCCUCAUGAUUGACGGGCUUUGCAAGGGAGCGGUCGGACAGCCGAUCGCUCAAAACUCAGUACUAGGAUGGGUGAUCUCGGGGCCCAUCCCACCUUCAAAGGUGGAGUCGCAUAUUACGUCGAUCGCAUCAUCGGAACAACCGCUUCUGCGGGUGAACGCACAUCACUGCCUUAAUCUGUCCCUCGAUCAGGAGCUUAGAAAAUUCUGGGAGGUCGAGGAACUUCCGCAUAAGACACAUCUUAACCCGGAAGACGAGCAAUGUGAGGACCAUUUUCGCCGCACCCACUCACGUUGUCCCGACGGCAGAUACAUGGUCCGCCUUCCGUUUAGGGCCGGUCCCCCUAUCGAAAUAGGUCAUUCCCGAGGUGUCGCCGAGCACCAUCUCAAAGGCUUAGCUCGAAGAUUAGAUGCUCAUCCGGAGCAAAAACGGGAGUAUUCCGAAUUUUUACGCGAGUACGAAACCCUCGGGCAUAUGAUCGAGGUGCCCGCUUCAGAUGACGCGGACGAGCAACGCGUUUACAUCCCGCAUCACGCGGUCAUGCGCGAAAGCAGCGCCACGAGUCAUCUGCGCGUCGUCUUCAACGCGUCUUGCGCAACGUCAAACGGGUCCUCGUUAAACGACCAUCUCCUGGUCGGACCCAAACUUCAACCUGAUUUAUCGGCUAUCAUCCUGCGAUGGCGACUAUUCAAGUACGUGUACACGGCCAACAUGACUAAAAUGUAUCGGCAAAUUCGUGUCGACCCGCGUGAUGUAACGUAUCAACGCAUUCUGUGGCGCGAAUGUCCUAAUGAUCCGCUUCGCGAAUACAGCCUUCUCACCGUCACAUAUGGUACCGCGGCCGCUCCGUACUUAGCGCUUCGCGUACUCGAUCAGUUGGUAAACGACGAAGGACAGGCAUUUCCCUUAGCUGUUCUCAUACUCCAGAAAGGGAAAUAUAUCGACGAAACUCUCUUCGGCGCGCAUCGCCCCGAGGACCUCCGUAUCGCCCGCGAUCAACUCAUCGCCCUCCUACGGAAAGGUGGCUUUGAGUUAAGGAAAUGGGCCAGUAAUAAUUCGGAGCUCUUGUCGGACAUUGAUCCCGCGAAUCACGGACUCGCGUGCAACAAAAUUUUGAAAACGGAUGAAAGUUUGAAAAUCCACGGGGUCAGUUGGAACCCGGCGCUCGAUAUCUUUCAAUUUCAAACGGCUACCGACGCCCCUGCUCCGCAAACAAAGCGAUCGAUUCUUUCCGCGAUCGCGAAACUGUUUGACCCGCUCGGUUGGGUGACUCCCGUCACGAUUACUGCGAAAAUUUUGAUGCAACGGUUGUGGCGUCUUAAGUUCGAGUGGGACGACACGCUCCCUCAGGACAUAUUGCGCGAGUGGAAACCGAUUUACCAUCAAUUAUCCGCGCUCAACGAGCUACACUUGCCGCGGUGGACCGGUCAAGAGUCGGACUCUGAUCGUUGCGAACUGCACGGCUUCGCCGAUGCGUCUAACGUCGCGUACGCCGCCGCUGUCUACCUGCGCGUAAUCUCCAAAUCUGGCCGUAUAACUAUAUCUCUGCUUAUGGGAAAAUCAAAAGUCGCUCCG